UUACGGAAUAGAUAUUUAUUGUUGAAAUGUUAGAUAUAAGUUGUUAGAAAUAAGAAUGUAAUGCAACUUAAAUCUUAAAAACUACUUUAUUUUCAUUACAAAUCACUUUAUAUUAUAAUAAGUUUAUCGAAAGUUUCUAACUUGAUAAUUACGUUUAUUUUUGUAUAUUUGCAAUUGAAUUAUUAAAAAAUGUUAAGACCAAAGGUUUUAUCUCAAGUUUUAAGUCAAGCAAAUACCAACGGCGUUGAGAAUACCAUGCUAUUAACACACGAAGGAUGUCUUCUAGCCUAUAGUGGUUAUGGUGACAGAGAUUCCAGUAUUACAUCUAUUAUUGCAGCAAACCUAUGGAAUACAUAUCAAAAAAAUGGCUUGGCUACACUGAAAGAAGAUCAACUUCAACUUGUAUUAAUGGAUUGUACGGAAGGAAGAGUAGCAAUUAAACAAGUUGCUAAUAUUCUAUUAUGUUUGUAUGCUAAUCGCUCAGUAGAGUUUGGUUUGCUCAAAGAAAAAAUUACUGCAUUAUCAACUUAUUUAGAUGGGCCUCUACGACAGAUUGCAUCAUCUUAAAUCAGAUAUUUGUGUUUAUGUAUAGUAUAAAAAACAGAUUUAUAAUGAAUUUUGGAAUAUUAAAUUUAAGAAACAUAACUAACUUAAUAAAAAAUAAUUUACAUAUUUUAUUUUUAUAUUUUGUUAAAUUUUAUUUUUUAACUACUUGAAUAACAUCUUCAUCAUGCAUAAUAUGAUGUAAACCCACUCUUUGAGGAGAAUAUUUUGUGCUGGUACCCUGAAAAAAUAAAUACAUUUUAUAGUAUUCAA
Molecule: messenger RNA, 816 nt
Organism: Adelges cooleyi (spruce gall adelgid)
Lineage: Eukaryota; Metazoa; Arthropoda; Insecta; Hemiptera; Adelgidae
Gene: Lamtor2
Product: ragulator complex protein LAMTOR2
Exons: 3
Coding region: 190-567 (125 amino acids)
Biological process (GO): cellular response to amino acid stimulus; positive regulation of TOR signaling
Cellular component (GO): Ragulator complex
Molecular function (GO): molecular adaptor activity; guanyl-nucleotide exchange factor activity
Source: RefSeq, a predicted model, not a curated record